AUGAAGGUUCAUCCACAAUUCCAGACCAAAUACGAACAGAGAGGAUUUAAGACUAAGUCUAAGCGGACUAAAGAACAAUUAGCUAAGGCGAAAUCAAAAGAUGGUCCCUUUUCUCUUCUGGCGACUAGUUUGCGACAUCAAACUACCGAGUUUUUUAAUAACUCAACCCUACAUGGAGUCCGAUAUAUUGCCGAAAAAGAUCGCCCAUUUUGCGAGAAAUUCAUGUGGUUUAGUUUUACGGCGAUCGGCACAAUUGCUACUUGUAUUAUAAUCGUGAGUUUAUGGGAGAAAUUUCAGACGAAUCCCACCAUAACAGGUUUGGAUACAGAUUUUCAUAAUUGGGACGUGCCAUUUCCUGCUGUUACAAUCUGUGACAUAGCUCCUGUAGAUGAUGACCUGCUACAGGAAUACGUGGAAAAGCUAUGGGGCGACGAGCCUCCUGAAAAUGCGACAGACAUGUUGCGUUGGUUAGCGACUCUCAGUUAUAAAACCAUUGCGAGCCAAGCAUCACAGUUUGUGAACAAUCGAAAUCUCGUUGGAGGCACUGAAUUUGACAUUCCAGAGCCCGCCUUAAAACCUAAAGAUGCAGUUUUCAGCAUUGUCCGACACUGUGACACAAUAUUUUAUGAUUGUGAAUGGAAAGGUGACUCGGAAGAAUGUUGUGACUUAUUGGUGCCAGUAUUCACAGAGAUGGGAUUUUGUUAUGCAUUUAAUUCACGACACGCCGAGAGAACGUGGCCUUGGCAAACACAAAAUGAACAAUUUUCAGAAUUGUUCAUACAUGAAACUGACGCUAAGUGGUCGUUUUUGUUCUAUUCAUUUCGAAAUGAUACCAUUAUUAAUAUUUACAUUCAUUCGACUGAAGAAAUGGCGGGAUUGGAACAAAGCGCUCAGCAUUCAUGGGAUCGUCGUGUAGAAAAAAUAUCUUUUUCUGUCAAACACACGUACACUACAGAGGACGCGAGACAAUUAUCGAUUCGACAAAGACAUUGCAUAUUCGCAGACGAACAACGUUUAGAAACUUCGAAUAUUUACACCUAUUCAGCAUGCAUGAGACAAUGUCGUAUGCAAAGGAGCCGUUCUUUCUGUAAAUGUGUUCCACACUUCUAUCCUGUGAUAAACGGCUAUAGAUACUGCACUGUAAAGGAGUUAGAGUGUAUAGCAAAAUACGCUACUGCAAUUACAGAUAUAACUCAUUGCUCUUGCGAACUUGGUUGUUCGCAUACAGUGUACGAGGUGGAAAAGCUUACUGAAAUAGACACUACUAAGGGUACGACGUCAACGUCAUUUUUGGAAACCGAAUUCGUUUCCUGGCCGAUGGUCCGAUACAAACGUGAAGUACUUUUCGGUUGGGUUGAUCUUUUAGGUAAUUAUCAUAAUAUAAGACUUGUUUAUCAAAUGUCAUUUGGAGGUAUAGCGGGCCUCUUCUUGGGUUUUUCCCUCCUCUCAGGGGUAGAGUUGAUUUAUUACUUCACAUUACGAGCGUGGUGCGCCGCCGCCAGGGAAGGGGACAUGUUAAGGAGGGAGAAGGAAGAACGAGAGAAAAGACCAAAACCACCGCACAAUUUGAGUCUAGUGCCGUGGUUCAUACGACCACCUGCACCCGUGAACGAAGGUGUCUUGAAACUACAAGUGAAAAACGUUCAGCCGCCUCAGUACUCGCCACCUCCCGGAUAUACUGAAUAUUUACCUUGA
Danaus chrysippus (African queen) is the source of this 1695-nucleotide messenger RNA. The record is from the annotation of a GenBank genome assembly. Lineage: Eukaryota; Metazoa; Arthropoda; Insecta; Lepidoptera; Nymphalidae.